UGGUCAUCUGAUCAGCCGUGUUUGAGAUCAGGUAAUCAGGAGAACAAGAAUUCAGAAGAUCAGGAAACCAGGGCACCAAGAAAUCAGGAGACCAGACAACCAUGCGAUCAGGAGCUAAAGAAAUCAGGAGAACAGAUGAUCAGGAAAUUGGGAGCUCAAGAAAUAAGGAGAUCAGAAAAUCAAGAGCUCAGGAGAUCAGAAAAUGAAGAAAUCAGGAGACCAAGAAAUCAGGAGACCUGACGAUCAGGAGAACAGAAGCUAAAGUGACCCAUCAGCUGAAUGCAGACCCUGUAUGCGCUGCUGUGUCUGGGUCUGGUUGGGGCGCUGCAACCGGCUGAGCGUGUGGCCCGAAAUGCUGUUCAGCUCCAUCGGGGGAGAGGGGUGCCGUCUGCCAGCGGGCACCGCUGGGUGGCCGAGAACUGCCGCCGUCUCUCCAGCCUUCUGCGACAAAAGAAUGCGGCGGUACGGAAGCUGGAGGCAGCAGCGGCAGCGACGGAGCGUGACCAGACGCUCUCAGAUGCUGAGCGUCUCUUCCAGGUGCACACGCUCGAGGUGUUCCAGAAGGAGCUGAACGAGAGCGAGCGUUCCCUGUUUGAGGCCGUGCUCGGCCUGCAGCGUGUGCUGAAAGGUGACUUCGGUGACGUGGCGAACAUGAAGGAAACCAGCCGCCAGAGGCUCGAGGCGCUCAGGGAGGCUGCCAUUAAGGAGGAACAGGAGUAUGUGGAGCUGAUCGCAGCUGAGAAACACCAGCAAGAGGCCCUAAAGGUGGCGCAGGAGCGGAACAAGACACUCUCCAUGCUGGAAGAGAUCCUUGAGGAUGUCCGGAGAGCUGCUGACCGCCUGGAAGAGGAGAUCGAGGAUCAUGUCUUUGACAACAACAAGCAGAUGAAGGGCGUCAACGUGGAGGCGGUUCUGAGGGUGGAGGAUGAUGAAGAGGACAACAAGAGGAAGAAUGUGUCAUGGCAGGUAGCAGAAGGUGACCUGGGACUGAGUAUGCUCAUUGAUUCACAGAACAACCAGUAUGUACUGACCAAACCCAGAGACUCCACCAUUCCACGUGCUGACCACCACUUCAUCAAGGACCUGGUGUCGGUGGUGAUGCUCUCUCUGCCCUGCGGCUGGCUGUGCACACUGCUCGGACUGCCCCCUAUGUUUGGCUACAUAGUUUGUGGGAUUCUGCUUGGUCCCUCAGGCAUUAACAGCAUCAAAUCCAUGGUACAAGUUGAGACGCUGGGGGAGUUGGGUGUGUUCUUCACACUCUUUGUCGUCGGUCUUGAGUUUUCGCCGGAGCGAUUACACAAGGUCUGGAAGAUCUCUGUUCAAGGCUCCAGCUACCUGAGCCUCCUGAUGGUGGGAGCAGGGCUUCUUUGGGGAAAGGUGUUCAGGCUCCACCCGAUUCAGACGGUGUUCGUUUCCAGCUGUUUGUCUCUGUCCAGCACACCGCUCAUAUCACGAUUCCUUUCUGGAGGGUCCAGAGGGGAUAAGGAAGGUGAACUGGACUAUAGCAGUGUUUUGCUGGGUAUGCUGGUGAUGCAGGAUGUUCAGUUGAGCCUUUUUAUCGCCAUCAUGCCAACGCUUAUCCAGGCAGGAAGUGGUGGGAUGGACAGUGCUCUGAUUGGAGGAUUGCGUGUACUGGUGCUCUUGGCUCAGGUGGUCGUCUCUUUCGCCGUGGUGUUGCUGAUCUGCUGGCUCCUCAGGUCUCAUCUGAUUGGUCCAUUCUACAGAAAACUCCACACUGAGAGUAAAGGGAACAAAGAGAUCCUUGUGCUGGGAACUGCAGCCUUUGUAUUCCUAAUGCUAACUGUAACAGAUUUCCUGGAGGUUUCUAUGGAACUCGGCUGUUUCCUGGCCGGGGCUUUGCUCUCCUCGCAGGGUCACAUGGUCACCAAUGAGAUCAUGAGCUGUAUCGAGCCAAUCAGAGACUUCCUUGCAAUUAUCUUCUUUGCGUCUAUCGGGCUGCAUGUGUUCCCAACAUUUGUUCUAUAUGAAUUAACCAUCCUGCUGGUUUUGACCCUGUCAGUGGUGAUCAUGAAGUUUGUCAUGGCAGUGCUGGUCCUGACUGCAAUCCUUCCCCUGGGAUACCGACACAUCCGCUGGAUUGUAUCAGCUGGCCUGGCACAAGUCAGCGAGUUCUCAUUUGUCCUAGGCAGCCGAGCUCGCCGGGCUGGCAUCAUCUCACGAGAGGUGUAUCUUCUCGUACUGAGCGUCACUACGCUAAGUCUGCUGUUAGCACCCGUUCUGUGGAGAGCUGCGACUCUCAAAUGCAUCCCACGGGUUGAGAAGAAAACGUCCACCUGAGCCACUCAGCAUGACGAGACUCUCUCUUUUAACUUCUCACAUGGCAGAUUGUGGUACUAUAAGGGUUGUGGGCACCUUUUCGGCAAAACCGAACCAUUUUUGUGUAUUUCAAGCCCUUCUGGGACUAAGGGACGGACGGUCACGUCUCACUUUCUAAUCAUGACCAGUGCAUAUAGAUAUUUUAAAGCUUCAUUCAUGAAGCGUACGUAGACAUGAAUUCAAAAGAUCGCACAACGAUGAAACGAGACUUGAAUUUUUGUUUUUAUAGUUGCGACUCGGAGCUUACGCUCUUUAUUGCAUAAACUGUGUUUAAACUCUAUUUAUUUCUGUAGAUUUGCAAGCUGUUCUGCUUGUAUAAAGAAAUGCCUAAUUGUGCCUUGACGACACCUGAUGUCAAAAAAAUGUACCAAAUAAACUCCAGUGGCGACGCACCUACCAGUUUAUCGAGUUGCACCAGCCUUUGAAAUCUCAACAGUUUUUUUUUUGUUGUUUUUUUUUUGCAUGUGUACACGUUUGCACAUUCUUAUUGACUGUUAUAAAGGUCAACAGCUUUCUGGGCUGAAGUCAAAAUUAGAGCAAUGUCAAGGAAACAGCAAACACAUUACAGCUCUGUCCUGUUUAUUAUUCCGUAACGUGGCCACUGUUAGACGUGGCAAUGUGUACUUUUUUUUAAUGAAUGUCCGAUAAGUUUUAUUUUUGGAAAGACUGGACCAUAUACCAAGGUUCAAACUUUUGGGAUGAAGGAGCUUGUCAUGUUGUCAUGUUCCACAAUGCGCUGUAAGUAGUAGAAAUGACAGUUUACAGAUAUAAAUAUAUGGAAAUAUGUAAAUAAAUAUAUUAGCUCAUGAAACAUUAAACGAAAUGAUGAUUAUUAA
Molecule: messenger RNA, 3173 nt
Organism: Silurus meridionalis
Lineage: Eukaryota; Metazoa; Chordata; Actinopteri; Siluriformes; Siluridae
Gene: slc9d1
Product: transmembrane and coiled-coil domains 3
Exons: 13
Coding region: 280-2298 (672 amino acids)
Biological process (GO): proton transmembrane transport; potassium ion transmembrane transport
Cellular component (GO): membrane
Molecular function (GO): potassium:proton antiporter activity
Source: RefSeq, a predicted model, not a curated record